GCAUCUCUGCUCCCUUCUCUCCUUUUUUCAAAAUCUCUCUCUUCGAUUCGAUCCAUUUCUAGGGUUUCAAUCUCCGUCAAUCGAAGAUGCGAGAGAUUCUUCACAUCCAGGGAGGCCAAUGCGGGAACCAAAUCGGCUCCAAGUUCUGGGAAGUGGUCUGCGCCGAGCACGGGAUCGACCAGACGGGGCGUUACCAGGGAGACUCCGAUCUCCAGCUCGACAGGGUUAACGUCUACUACAACGAGGCGAGCUGCGGGAGGUACGUCCCACGCGCCGUUCUCAUGGAUUUGGAGCCUGGAACGAUGGACAGCGUUAGAUCUGGGCCUUACGGUCAGAUCUUCCGUCCCGAUAACUUCGUCUUCGGCCAGUCCGGCGCUGGAAACAACUGGGCCAAAGGUCACUACACGGAGGGAGCUGAGCUCAUCGACUCGGUCCUUGACGUCGUCCGUAAAGAGGCUGAGAACUGUGACUGCCUUCAAGGGUUUCAGGUGUGCCAUUCGUUAGGAGGAGGAACUGGUUCUGGGAUGGGAACGUUGUUGAUCUCCAAGAUCAGGGAGGAGUAUCCUGACCGUAUGAUGCUGACGUUCUCUGUGUUCCCAUCUCCUAAGGUCUCUGACACCGUCGUGGAGCCGUACAACGCGACGCUCUCCGUGCAUCAGCUAGUUGAGAACGCUGAUGAGUGUAUGGUUCUUGAUAACGAAGCUCUGUAUGACAUUUGCUUCCGUACACUCAAGCUCAGCACUCCAAGUUUUGGUGAUCUGAAUCAUUUGAUCUCUGCAACAAUGUCUGGUGUAACCUGCUGUCUUCGUUUCCCUGGUCAGCUCAACUCUGAUCUCCGCAAGCUCGCUGUGAAUCUGAUCCCGUUCCCUCGUCUUCACUUCUUCAUGGUGGGGUUUGCUCCUCUCACCUCCCGCGGCUCUCAGCAGUACCGUAACCUCACGGUCCCAGAGCUCACCCAGCAGAUGUGGGAUUCCAAGAACAUGAUGUGCGCUGCUGACCCGCGUCACGGUCGCUACCUCACUGCUUCAGCUAUGUUCCGUGGCAAGAUGAGUACGAAAGAAGUGGAUGAACAGAUGCUAAACGUGCAGAACAAGAACUCUUCCUACUUCGUCGAGUGGAUCCCCAACAAUGUCAAGUCAACGGUCUGUGACAUUCCCCCAACUGGUUUGAAGAUGGCUUCGACGUUUAUUGGGAACUCGACUUCCAUUCAGGAGAUGUUUAGGAGAGUCAGCGAGCAGUUUACUGCUAUGUUCAGGAGGAAAGCUUUCUUGCAUUGGUACACAGGGGAAGGUAUGGAUGAGAUGGAGUUCACUGAAGCUGAGAGUAACAUGAAUGAUCUUGUCUCUGAGUACCAGCAGUAUCAAGAUGCCACGGCAGAGGAAGAAGGGGAGUAUGAGGAUGAAGAAGCUGAGUACGAACAAGAAGGGUAUUGAAGAAAGGGAACACAACAACUUCAACUGCCUGUUGCUGUUUUUUACUUUUCAAAAUUUCUACUAAGCUUUUAUUAUAGUUUCUGUAUCUACCGGUUUCAUUACUAGUUAUGUACUCGGAGUAAGGGUUUAUCAUGAAUCAUUUUAUCGUCUAAUUUGCUUAAGCACAA
Molecule: messenger RNA, 1600 nt
Organism: Brassica oleracea var. oleracea
Lineage: Eukaryota; Viridiplantae; Streptophyta; Magnoliopsida; Brassicales; Brassicaceae
Product: tubulin beta-7 chain-like
Exons: 3
Coding region: 87-1433 (448 amino acids)
Biological process (GO): mitotic cell cycle; microtubule cytoskeleton organization
Cellular component (GO): microtubule; cytoplasm
Molecular function (GO): GTPase activity; structural constituent of cytoskeleton; GTP binding
Source: RefSeq, a predicted model, not a curated record